Molecule: messenger RNA, 3142 nt
Organism: Lingula anatina
Lineage: Eukaryota; Metazoa; Brachiopoda; Lingulata; Lingulida; Lingulidae
Product: proton-coupled folate transporter
Biological process (GO): transmembrane transport
Cellular component (GO): membrane
Molecular function (GO): transmembrane transporter activity
Source: RefSeq, a predicted model, not a curated record
GCAUUUACUUCAGAGUGAGCAGUGUUUGCUUGGGGAAGAGACAGCUCCGUGCAGGGUGUGAGGCAUUGACAACUGACAGUUAUAUACCAAGUAUUUAGCAUUUGAACUCAACUGGCCACUGGGAGGCACCUUAUGAGUAAUUAACUGCCAACCACCCAUGCUUGUGUUCAAAGAGGGGGCAAGGGUCAGUGUAGCUCCAGCAUUUAUUCCAGCAGCAUCUAGUUGAACUGUACUCAGAGAAUUCUAGGGGAACAUUGGUUUGAUUCAAGGUGGACAAAUACCGUUUUGCAGAAACCUUAAAAGGCCAAGGACAGAAAUGCUUGUAACAACUUUUUGUAAAAGUGUGGAAUGACUGAUCUUAGAUGAGAGGAAAUCUACACCUUGAUUGAUCCUAUCCACUUGGUAACAGUGCUGAAUAUUAAUGACAUUGAAGGUGCUGAGUGACAUAGAAGUUUACCAUAUGUUGUCCGUCACCACUACCCAUUAACAGACAAUCAACAUGGGGCUCCUAACAAGACUAAGGCAGUGGAAGGCCACACAUGAUCUUCAUACUGUCAUCACUGUUGAACCUGUUCUAUUUCUGUACAUGUUGAGCACAUUCCUGAAAUUUCCCUCAUUCCAGGCUUUGGCCAUGUAUAAGGUUUGCCUGCAGGAAUACAAUGACACAGUUUUGUGUGAGGAUUUCUUCAACCACACCGAUGAGAAGGACUACAUAGAAAAAGAGGCGUCCCAUUGGCUGCUGUACUGUAACAUUGCCUUCACCACGCCUUCUGUUCUUGCUGUGAUAUUCAUGGGGUCGUGGAUAGACAAAGCACAGAGCAGAAUUGUCCUGGUUUUACCAACUGUUGGACAGGUUGUAGAGGGAACAUUGCUGUUACUUAAUUCAGUGUAUAUCCACUUGCCUCUUGUUGCCUUCAUACCAGGUUCACUAGCUGCUGGAAUGUUUGGAGGGUUUGCCACACUUCUCAUGGUCUGCUUCAGCUACAUAACUGUGAUAGCACAGGGAGAAAAGGAGCGCACUAUCAGAGUAGCCAUUUUGGAAUCCAUGACGUUCAUCGCAGGUGGUCUGGGCUCUGGGCUAUCUGGCCUUUUGAAAGAUCGCUUUGGAUUUGUGACAGUUUUUGCAGUUUCUCUGGUUAUAAGUGUUGUACUGCUUGUGUAUAUAGUGGUGUGGAUAAAGGAGCCACAGUCACACAUAACUAGGACAGAAAUCACAUGUGGUCUGCUUUGUAAUCAUCGUCAUUUUGUGGAUACUGUGAAAUGUGCCAUGAAAGAAAGGCCAGGGAAAAGACGCUGUAUCAUUUGGUUAUGUCUUGCUAUAUUUAUAAUGAGUCUGGUUGUAUUUGGGGGUGCUGAGGAUGUGACCUAUCUCUAUUUCAAGUAUGUUAUCAAAGAUUGGACCACCGCUUUGUAUGGAGGAUUCCUGGCUUUCAAGUUCACCAUGUAUGGUAUAAGUCUCCUAGUUAUCCUGCCUCUGCUGAAGAAAUUUGGUUCGCUACGUGAUGCCACACUAGGUGUCCUGGGUCUACUUGGAGCAUGCGCUGGGUCAGUGAUACUGAUAUUUACUACCACAGUGAUGAUGGCUUUCACAGCUCCUCUUUUCCUUGGAAUGAAGGGCCUGUCAGCGGCACCUAUUAGAGCCAUUAUUUCAAAAAUGGUGGAGGUGGAGGAACAAGGUAAAAUCUUUGCCAUAGUCGCUGUGGUGGAGGUGGUGGGAGUGCUGAUGGCAUCCGUGAUCUACAACAGUUUGUGGCCGGCUACUCUGGAGUUUUUUCCUGGCUUUGUGUUUGCUCUAAGCUUGGGGAUACUGACAUUUUCCUUGAUUUUGAUGCUGAUUAUAAGGCACCUGGUGUCUAAAGAAGUGGAGUCUGGUCUUGCUUAUGGAGUAUUUAAUGAUGAAGAUAAGGGAGAAGAUGGAACUGAAACGAACAUUAUAGAUCCUGCUCUAGCAUAACAGGCACAGAUGUUCCAAGAAUUAUGGAGGAUCCGAUGGGUUUAACUCUGAACUCUGGGUGGAUGACAUUUUUCACAGAUAAGAUGUGCCACAAGAUCAUUGGACUGUCUCUACAGAAGUAUUUUAAUUCAAAGGUGCCACAUGAAGCCUUCUGAAGGUUUGAUAGAACUAAUUGUUCUAUAAAUUUGUUGCCCAUAGUGCUCUAGGAGAAAAUUUCUUUUAGCCAAAAUGCUGGAAAAUUUGCGUUAAAUUUGACAUUUCCUUUAGUUAUAUAAGAAUGUAAGCAUUCUGCUAAAACAUAUUUUCCUAGUAUGAGCAUUGUGUUGCAUGUGUUAUGGUGAUUUAUAUACAGCAAUAUAAGUACUGCCCAAUUAUUGGUUUCAGGAUUUUGUAGUUUUCCAUUGAGGGGGGAAAAAAGUAUUGGCACAUUGCCAAACUUAUUGUGGAAUUUGAUCUGCUUCUUGCAUAAUUGCCCUUUGGCUUUUACUUUGUGCAACUGUUAUUUUUUACUGCUACAUUUAUCUUGGAUUAAGUAUGUAUUUUGAACUAGCUUCUACAAGAAUCUUGUUUAUUAUAUAUAAAACAUUUAACAGGUUUGUGUAUCCUUUUCACCCUAGAGAGUUAAAAACUAUAUAUGUGAAAAUAGUGCAACCGUGGCACGACAACAAAUGAUUGUCCUUUCAAAAAGUCUUUAUUCCGACUGAUCUUACAUAAAAUACAGUACUUUCUUCAUGUCAGAUCACUGGUGUAUCUCUCUCGAAUUACGCGCCAAAAGCUUUUUAUAGUAUCGGGUCACAUGACCCACAUGACACAAGAAGGGUGCUAACGUGUGAUUCACUGGCCCAAGACAUGUUUUCAGUGGCCUUGGCCCAGCAGGCCAGUGUUAAUGCUGAGCCCUGUCCUCAGUGAUGGUGAUUAUGUGCAGUGUAAAGUCGGUCCAUCACAUUUUUAUUAAAACUGACACUUUGAAUGUCCUUCUCUUUUUGUUGGUUGUUUUUUUUCCCCUUUUAUAAAUUAGUUUUCUUUUUGUCCAUAUUUUACGAUACUUGCAGUUUCAUGGAGUCUGUAAAGUGUAGACCCAAUAUUCAUUCCAUUAAAUUUUUGUAGCUCCAUUUGUCAGUCACUUUGCUUAUGGGCAAAUCUUCCUUGAUCAUCCAGUAAAUGGUCCUCAGUUGGAUGCUUAAGUUA